GCUGGGGCUUAUAGGAUGGAGGUGGGGAGGGAGAGAGGCGAGACCUUCUUCCCCGGGACAGGAGGGAGCCCAGCCUCUGGGGUAGCGAGCAAAUCCCAGCCUAAAUCUUGUCUUCUCCCCCUAGGGCCGGGCGGAUUCCGCAAAAGGAAACACGACAAUUUCCCACAUGGGCCGAGAAGAGAGGGGAAAGACGACGAGGGUUCGUCCUCGCCGGUGCUGGUCUCGUUUAAGCUGUUUCAACAGGAACUUGAUACCAGGCACGACAAAUACGAGAGGCUCGUGAAACUUAGUCGAGAUAUAACAGUCGAAAGCAAAAGGACCAUCUUCCUUCUCCAUCGGAUUACCAGCGCUCCAGACGCCGAGGAGAUACUGACCGAGUCGGAGAGUAAGCUGGAGGCCGUCAGGCAGAAAAUGAAGCAGGUGGCCCAGGAGCUGCUGGGAGAAGACCUGCACCAGUUUCACCGGGCCAUCACUCCAGGUCUCCAGGAAUACGUCGAGGCGGUGUCUUUCCAACACUUCAUCAAAACGCGAUCGCUCAUCAGCGUGGAGGAGAUCAAUCGUCAGCUGGUGUUCGCGAUCGAAGACCCCGGGGAGGAGGAGCGGUCGCUCCCUCCUGCGACCCAGAGCGGGCCGCCCGGCCCCUGCAGCCUGCAGGUGACCCCAGUGGACUACCUCCUGGGGGUGGCCGACCUGACCGGGGAGCUGAUGAGGCUGUGCAUCAGCAGCGUGGGCAACGGGGACAUGGACACCCCCUUCGAGGUGAGCCGCUUCCUGCGGCAGGUGUACGACGGCUUCUCUUUCAUCGGCAACACCGGCCCCUACGAGGUGUCCAAGAAGCUGUACGUGCUGAAGCAGAGCCUGGGCAAAGUGGAGAACGCCUGCUACGCCCUGAAGGUGCGGGGCUCCGAGAUCCCCAAGCACAUGCUGGCGGAUGUGUUUGCCGCCAAAGCCGACCCCAUCGACCGGGAGGAGGGCAUCGCGUAGCGGUCGUCGCCUCCUGCCUCGGGGCGGGGAGGGGGCCGGCCGCCGCGGGGACGACCCAUCUCUUGCCCCGCGCGUUGUCGUACUGAACUUUCCGUGUUUCCGAGCGAAGGGCCUCUCGCGCUCCCAUCAGUAGACGGCCCCGUGCGGCUUGCGGGUGUCCGAGCGGCCCGCCGGCCCGCUGCGGUGACGUCGGAUCCCCCGGCCCCCGGCCCCUUCCCCUUCCACCCCCACUGCGGCAGCUCCUGGGCUCUGGUGUGUGGCUUGCAGAAGGCUCCGGUGCAUCCUUGACUCUCUCACCUGAUCAGAGCCGCCCGUCGGGCCCCACGCUCCGAAACAGUGGCCUACCUGGUCCGGCCUCCCGCCUCCCGCCCCGUCAGCCGGCGUUCCUGUUUCCGACCGGAUGCCAAGCCGAGGUGCCACGGAGAGAGGUGGGGCCCGAGCUGGCCGGUUGGCAGGUGGGCCGGGGGAGGCGGUUCCCCAAACUAGGGACCCCUCAGGUGAGUGAUUUCCGGGAGAACGGUCUGAAUGGCAAACUCCGGAUGCCGUUAGCUGUCCUUUUCUCGGCUUGGGUCUCUGUCGACUGUGGCCCCCCCCACACCCCCCGGCCCUCCCGGUCGUCCGGCGGCAGUCAGAGCUCGGAGCCGACCGGACUACCCCCCGUUGCGAGCAAAUGAACGCCAAGUAGGAUCCGUACGUGGGAAAUCUCACCCUUGCUGGUGUCCCCUUUUCGGUGUUAGGGCCCUCUCCCUGGGCUUCUUGCUUCUUUGGCAUUUCUCUGUAGAAGGUGGGAGGGAAAACUUCCAAGUGAGCCAGCUGACCCUAAAACUGCCCACCCGGUGAUUUCUGCUACCCGAGGGCGCUCAGGAAACGGGAUCCGAGCAGUUGGCCCUUCCCGACUCCAUGGUCCAGCCGACCGACGGCACGGUUUCGGGAACCCCCUCCACCCCAGGCCCACCUCAGCAACCAGGGGCAGCUUGCCACGGUGGCACCUGUACUCACCCGCGCGGGCCACGGUGGCUCCCGAGCCCUCGGGGCCAGGCAGCCAGGAGGUCUACGCUGUGGGGACCAAGGCUCGGAUGUGGCGGGAGUUUGAACAACUCCUCCCCUCUGUGCCUUUUCGAAGCGGAUUUCUGGGUCACACUCACGUUCCCCGCCCGGCGCUCGCCAUCAUCCGGCCCCGGUGGCGUUUCCUACCGUUGACGCGGUUGUCCUGGCCACCGUUCUGCCGUUCGGCCUCGGUUCGUCAGACUUAAGGCACCUGUUUUCCCCAAAACGUUUUGAAUAAAUCUGUUUUAAAA
Messenger RNA from Ornithorhynchus anatinus (platypus), 2282 nucleotides. RefSeq names its product translin associated factor X (gene TSNAX). Bases 16 to 984 code for a protein of 322 amino acids. The transcript has 5 exons. Lineage: Eukaryota; Metazoa; Chordata; Mammalia; Monotremata; Ornithorhynchidae. Gene Ontology annotation, cellular component: nucleus; cytoplasm. The record is from RefSeq and is a predicted model, not a curated record. Gene Ontology annotation, molecular function: RNA endonuclease activity; sequence-specific DNA binding; RNA binding.